GAGCAGUUACAGUUACGAGUUAACGGACUACGCGUGAGAGGUCCGCCGGCCAGACGAUAUAGAUAUAAAUAACCGGUUACUGUCGAGCUAUCCACCACCCAGCGAAGCGGUUCCCCAAAAAUUAUUUAACCUAAUCCGUCCAGUGAUCUAUCUUCUUUUGCUCAAUAUUCGAAUAUUAAUCCGAGUGUGUUCUUUUCGAGUUAUAUUAAUAAAAAUAUCCAUGUCUCCGUAUCGGGCAUUUGCCCUUCUCCUCGUAUUAUCCCUCCAAAAUGACUUCUGCCAUCCCCUAAAAAUCCUUGGGAUGUUGCCACUCCCUGAAAAAAGUCACUUCGUGAUGACUGGAAGACUUAUGAGAGAGCUGGCUCUUCGAGGCCAUGAAGUUGACGUAGUUUCGAUAUUUCCUCUCAAAAAACCAAUGGCUAAUUACAAUGACAUUGUACUGGCAACUGAUGAUAUGCAGUUGCCUAUCAACAAUGUAACUUACAUGGACAUCCAGAGGUUCAGUGGUUUAUCAAUGAGCUAUUUUGUGGAUAUCGCAGGCAUACAAGUAUGUGACCUACUGAGCCAUUCCCAGAUGCAAAAAAUACUAAGGACUAAACCGAAAACGUAUGACGUAAUUAUUGUUGAGUUGUUCCUGGCCCACUGCUAUCUAGCCCUAGGGCAGCACCUCGAUGCUCCUAUUGUCGGAAUUACUACCUCAAAACUACCAGACUGGCUUGUGGGACCAUUCGGCAAUGACCUCAACCCUUCGUACGUCCCUAGCUUAUUUUCAAGUUCCAGUCAACAAAUGACGUUUUGGGAACGAUUACAGAAUACUCUCAUGCAAAAUAUCAUCGUGCCCCAGAUUGAUUAUUAUCUGGAGGGCGAAAUGGAGCAGGUGGAAAAAUAUUUCGGAAGGAAGUUGUCAUCGAUGAAAGAUCUCUAUAAAGAUGUCUCACUCAUACUUGUUAAUGAACAUUAUAGCCUUAAUGAUAUCAAGCCUCUAACACCUGAUAUCAUUGCAGUGGGAGGACUGCACGUCAUUGACGAUGAUCAACAUUUAACACCCGACUUACAAAAAUGGUUGGAUGAGAGCAGUCAUGGGUGCGUAUACUUCACAUUCGGAUCGAUGGUGAAAAUUGAAACUUUCCCAGAAGCUACUAUCAAAAUAUUUUACGAAAUGUUUGAGAGAAUAGCACCAGUGAGAGUCCUCAUCAAAAUAGUCGAUCCUCAAGCACUUCCUCCUGGUCUACCAAGUAACGUGAAGACUUCGUUGUGGCUACCACAAGUGGCUAUACUAAAACACAAAAACGUAAAACUAUUCAUCACUCACGGAGGAUUGAUGGGAACUCAAGAAGCUAUUGCAUACAAAGUUCCAAUGGUUGGACUCCCUCUCUUUGGAGAUCAACACACAAAUAUCCACAGCUAUGCGAAUAAAAAAAUUGCAAUUGCACUGAAUCUUCAUGAUAUCACUGCCGACUCAUUAACGAAUGCUGUGAAGACCGUUCUCUACACUCCAAGUUACAGGAAUAAUAUUGAAAAAAUUUCGACACUGUUCUUCGACAGACCCAUGAGUGCUAUCGACACAGCUGUGUAUUGGGUUGAAUACACUGCAAAACACGGUACAGUAUUGAAAUCACCAGCCACCGAGCUUGCAUGGUGGCAUUUUUACUUGCUAGAUGUGUACGGAUUCAUCAUAGCUGUCCUUCUUCUAAGUAUCUUCAUAAUCAAAAAGUUUGUUACUUUUUGUUGGAGGGCAAUGUAUCCCAAAGCUGAGGGCAAAAAAUAUUCUAAUGCCGAUAGAUCAAUGUACAAAAAGAGCCAGUGAACGAAUAAAUGUCGUUAUUUCUCAUUACAAAAACAAUAAA
Molecule: messenger RNA, 1847 nt
Organism: Diachasmimorpha longicaudata
Lineage: Eukaryota; Metazoa; Arthropoda; Insecta; Hymenoptera; Braconidae
Product: UDP-glucosyltransferase 2-like
Exons: 5
Coding region: 221-1807 (528 amino acids)
Molecular function (GO): UDP-glycosyltransferase activity
Source: RefSeq, a predicted model, not a curated record